Molecule: messenger RNA, 1977 nt
Organism: Ceratosolen solmsi marchali
Lineage: Eukaryota; Metazoa; Arthropoda; Insecta; Hymenoptera; Agaonidae
Gene: usp
Product: retinoid X receptor ultraspiracle
Exons: 5
Coding region: 147-1466 (439 amino acids)
Biological process (GO): regulation of DNA-templated transcription
Cellular component (GO): nucleus
Molecular function (GO): nuclear steroid receptor activity; zinc ion binding; sequence-specific DNA binding
Source: RefSeq, a predicted model, not a curated record
AUAAGAAGGAGAAAAAUCGAAGGAAAUUUCAUUACAUAGUGUAUGCACAGCCUACUUUAGAAACAUCCAAUUUCUGCGGUGUUCAACAAGUUCGGAGAUAAUUACAAAAAGUAUUGAAAGUGGAAUGAUGGACUCCAGUGACAGAGAUGAUAAAAAAGGAGAAGCCACUGAUGUCAGUAACGGCUAUCAUCCAAGGCACUCAAGCGCAACAUUGGGCUCGAGGCAAUAAUUGGUUAAGCCUUGACAGUAGCAACAUGUCUAUGUCUUCAAUUGGCCCUCAAAGUCCACUGGACAUGAAACCAGACACAGCAAAUUUGAUAAAUCCUGGCAGCUUUAGUCCUUCAGGUCCUAAUAGUCCAGGAUCCUUGAACAUUAGUUGUCCAAGCAGUAUGAUCAGCACAUCACCGGGUGGUCAGAGUAAGAGUGGUGCGGCUUCGCCUUAUCCUCCUAAUCAUCCGCUUUCGGGUAGUAAGCAUCUUUGCUCGAUUUGUGGUGAUCGGGCGAGUGGAAAGCAUUAUGGUGUAUAUAGCUGCGAGGGCUGCAAGGGCUUCUUUAAGCGCACGGUACGCAAGGACCUGACUUACGCUUGCAGAGAAGAGAAGCGCUGCUUAAUCGACAAGCGCCAACGCAACCGUUGCCAAUAUUGCCGCUACCAAAAAUGCCUGACAAUGGGCAUGAAGCGCGAGGCCGUGCAGGAGGAACGACAGCGUACCAAGGAGCGGGAGCGCGAGGCCGCAGGCCCUGGGACAGGCGCGGCCGCGGGUCCCGAGGCCGUCGAAAGCUGCACGAGCAGCUCCCAUGCGGACAUGCCCGUUGAGUUGAUCCUCGAAGCUGAGAAGCGCUUCGAGUACCUUGCGGAGAAGCAAAGCUCGUACGAGCAAUUCGGCAGCCACGGCAAUAAGCAGAUGCGCCACAUGGUCGAGUGGGCCAAGCGUCUGCCCCAAUUCACGAGCCUGCCGCUCGAGGAUCAGGCUCUCUUGCUACGCGCCGGUUGGAACGAGCUGCUUAUAGCGGCCUUUUCCCAUCGCUCGAUCGACGUCGAAGACGGCAUUGUCCUUACGACGGGUCUCACUCUCCACAAGAAUUCGGCUCAGCAAGCUGGUGUUGGCGCCAUCUUCGAACGCGUCCUCUCGGAGCUCGUCUCCAAAAUGAAGAAUAUGAAGAUGGACAAGGCGGAGCUCGGCUGCCUUCGGGCUAUCAUUCUUUUUAAUCCAGAGGUCAGAGGCCUUAAGGCACCUCAGGAGGUCGACCUACUGCGGGAGAAAGUGUACGCAGCCCUAGACGAAUACACGCGGCUGCAUUGCCCGGAUGAACCUGGACGUUUCGCUAAGCUUCUGCUGAGGCUGCCGGCAUUACGCUCUAUUGGCCUCAAGUGCGCCGAGCACCUAUUCUUUUUUCGACUGCUGGGCGACGCACCCCUCGAUGAUCUCCUCACCGACAUGCUCGAGGCGCCCUCGGAUUCGUAGUUUAUCACCCGAGACGAUGCUUACCUACCCUCUGCCUAUCCGUCAGCGUCAUCCCGCAGCUACGCUCUCCCGUCCGACUGUCCGCUCCUCGCGCUCCAUUUCACUUUCCCACUGCUCGCCGCCUCACCACAUUAAAAUUCUAUUACGAUUCUAUGCUCCGGAUCUACCGGCCUCUCAAUCUUCAAUAAUCGCUGUCACAAGCUGAUGCAAUGCUAAAUUUGAUAUUGACGCCCAUAGUCAAUGAAACGCUUAAUGACUCGGUCGCCCAUUAAACGUCAAGUCAUAUUAUCAUAUAAUUUAUUGUUUUAUUUAACUUCAAACCGUUUAAUGACAAGUCUUUUAUUUCGUUAUAGUUCCCAGAUAUCUUAUCGAUAUGAACUGAGAAUUAAAACCUGGUAGCUUCUCUUUAGCCGGUUAAAAGAGAAAAAAUAUUUAACUCGAGAAUAAUGGAAAGCAAUGUAUAAACUAUUAAUGAUAAUACAUUUAUUAUUUUUUAUUAAAAUUGAGUAAU